Molecule: messenger RNA, 2625 nt
Organism: Bactrocera oleae (olive fruit fly)
Lineage: Eukaryota; Metazoa; Arthropoda; Insecta; Diptera; Tephritidae
Source: RefSeq, a predicted model, not a curated record
GCAAUUGCAGCCAAAUUGCAAUGUCAAUGCCAACGGCGAGCUCGGCAGUGCCGCGACGCCACAAAAUCACCACACUCACUGCAGCUGACCAACGCGUGUGAACAGUUCACUCAAGUAGCGGUGACACGCUAAUGCAUGUUAUAUAAGUCGGAAAAAUUAAGUAAAAAUAUUUUUUGGCAAUAAACGAAAAUGGAAUUCAAAUCGAAAAGUGAAGUGUUUAAAUAAUUUGGUUUUUUGCUGUGUGUCCCACUGUAAGCUACGGCGUAUGAGGAACAUUUAUCGUCGCCACAAAGUAUGCAACGGGUUUUUAUGUGCGCUCCGUGUGUGUCAAGGUCGCGUAAACGUGCACGGUUUUUCUUUUUUUUUUUAGAUAACGCCGCGUUGUUUCGUGCAUUUCUUCUUGUGACGUAAACCGCCGCCGCGUUGGUGGCAUUGAAAAUCUAUGUUUACGGAUUCUUUGGAUGUGCAGUAAUUUGCACUUUUAAAAUUUAAAUACAAAAUACGAAAAUGUGUGAGUGUGCCAAACAAAAAUAAUAGAGAGCGGCCAAAUGUGUUUCCAAAAUAAUACAGUGUGUGCUGGAAGUAUACAUUAUUAAACAAAUAGUUUUCAGCAAACUUUUAUAUAUGUAUACUUAAUUUUAAUAACUGACGGAAAAUUUUUUUAUUUUAAGUAAAUUUAAAUUUUUUUGUAAUUUUUUACAAAUAAAUAUUUGCACAUUUUAAUAUAAAUACAUCUGUCAUUAUUUGCUAUUGCUAGAGAUUAGGCCGAUAUAUUCCACCUUUUUGUGGGUUAAAUAGUUUCUAUUUAAAAUAUUUAAUCCUUUUCAGAAGGCACGAAACUCGCUUAGCACAUGUAAUUCAUAUACAUAUUUCUAUACAGAGAAAAAAUAUAUCUACAAGUAAAAAUUUUAGAUUAUUUUAUGCUCAACCUGAAUAAAAACUGUUUGCUAAACGGUUAAAAAGUUAAGCUAUUUUUAAUGAAAACAUAUUUUUUUCACUGUGCUCGCCGACUUCUUUUAAAAUCAAGCUAAACAUCAUAACUUGGGGGAUAUUUUUAUUCUCUGUAUAUCAUCAAAAGUUCAUUUUAAGUUCUUGAACUCGAUAGGUUAGUUUUUGACUCACCCUAAUAUACAUACAUGAAAAAUUUCGAAUAAAGACAAAAAUAAUGCAAUAAAAACCCUUUUGGAAAUACAGUGGAAGGGAACUAAUAAAAUUAGGUUAGUUUCUGAGCAGUUUAGGGGAGUUUUAAAGCAGUUCGAUUUCAAGUUAAUACGACUACAACAUUCAAUCCACCUAAAGCAAUAUAUAUCAAUAACACAGCUGACGAAUUUUUAGCCAAAGAAAAGGAUAUAGAGACAGAACGCCUUCGAGGAAAGCCCAAUCUCUGGCGUUUGGGUCCACAGUUAGAUUGUGUAUUUUCACUGAACUGUCACAUUUUAGUCUUCGUGUAGCUUUCAUGUUCGAUUAACAUGCACAUAUUUCGCACGUGAAGACAGCAUUCCCUGUUUAAGUGCCGCAGUGUUGCAAGAACCACCGAACCGUUCAUUCGGCGCCGCAUAAAUUAGUUUUUAUAUUUCGAAACUCUGUGCCUCACUCGUGUUUCGAUAAGACGUCAACGGAUACUGUUUCGGCUACGUUUUUUAGCAACGUUCUUUUUUCUUGUUCCACUGCUUCUUGCAGUAUCGCUAGUUCGCACGAAGCUCAAACUGUGAUAUAAUUUAGUAAAAUUGAAGAAAGUGAAGUUUUUAGUGCAAAAAUUAACUAACGAAAAUUUAGUGCUGUGUAUAUUGUAUAACAAAUUGAAACCAGUCAGCAUAACGCACGUCAAACCACUCUGCCAACACCAGCAAAGUGAUACUACUUAACGGUUUUGCACCACGCUCACGUUGCCCUUCAGUGGCCAUAACACUACGAAAAUUGCUCAAGAAAAGGCGCGUCUGCCCUUUCCCAUUCCACGGUACACCACCAUGAAUAAGACGACACUGCACUGGAGUUAUCUCAACUUCAAGGAUGUGCCCAUGGAUCUCUAUCUUUAUGAAGACCUCGAAGAGGUGUACCUGAAGGAGAAUUUCAUCACCACAAUUCCCAAAUGGCUGCUGAAUGUUACGACACUAAAAUUCAUCCACUUGGCUGGCAAUAAUUUGAGUGCGAUUCCUGAGGAGAUGUAUCUGUUGGAAAAUCUGGAGUUUCUCGAUGUCUCAAACAAUCAAAUACGUGAACUUCCGAAGACUAUUGGACUGAUAGACCGCUUACAACGUUUAAAUGUGAGUGGCAACGAGCUGACCGAGCUGCCCGCUGAAAUUGGUGCUUUGAAACAACUUGAAGAGCUCAACAUAUCCAAGAAUCAUCUGCAACGACUGCCAAUACAGCUAAGCGAGUGCCAGCGUCUAAACGUGCUGAACCUCAGUGACAAUGUCAACAUCUGGCAUAUACCCGAGCGGGUUUCCAACCUACCAUCACUACAAUCUCUAUCAGCGGAUCGUUGCUCACUUUUUACCUGCCAGUGGCACUUCUAAGUUCAUAAACCACGUCCGCAUAUUUCACAACACAUCCAUUACUCACGUGCCCAUGAUCUAUGAGAAGCACUUCCAAACUUUCUAUGAUAAUCGCGCAAAAUACACCGCU